This is a messenger RNA of Exophiala bonariae, 1353 nucleotides long. RefSeq lists its product as uncharacterized. The record is from RefSeq and is a predicted model, not a curated record. Lineage: Eukaryota; Fungi; Ascomycota; Eurotiomycetes; Chaetothyriales; Herpotrichiellaceae. Gene Ontology annotation, biological process: mitochondrial translation. Gene Ontology annotation, cellular component: mitochondrial small ribosomal subunit. Gene Ontology annotation, molecular function: structural constituent of ribosome. Bases 1 to 1353 code for a protein of 450 amino acids. The transcript is spliced from 2 exons.
AUGGCAACACCAACGCGGCACCUAUGCCGCACGCUACUCCAGGCCGGUCGGCAACAGCUGCCAGCGAAACGGAAAUGGGGACCACAGUGCCUCCGAGCUCCCCAGAGAAUACCUCCUCCUUUCCGAACAUAUUCAACCACUCCAAUUCGUCAGGCAGACAGACCCAAGUCUGAAGAAUUGCCCGAGGAAGCCUCCGCCAGUGAAUUGGAAAGAACCGAGGAAGGGAAGGGUCCCUACUGGGUCGAAUUGCCAGAGCGCGAUGAUGAUGGGGAAAAAAGAUUCCUCCGACUCGGGUCGGCCAAGAAGGAUACUGUUGGCGGAGAGGAUGGAUUUUGGUUGAACGAAGCGGACGCCCUGAAAUUCGAAUCAUUCUACCCUCAGGCCCCGGAUCCGAAAGAUUACCUGUCACCGGCACAACCCAUCGUUGCCGAAGAGGUCAGUCCCGAAGAGCUGGAGCAAAUGAAAGAACUCCUUGGAGGCAAGCCUGGUGAUCCUAUCGGCCUCUACAACCACUUGAUGGCAUUAGCUGAAUCUCUCGAUGGAGAGAAAGGCUUGGAUCCGGCGAUAAUGGACGACAUGGAACGGGAUAUCAACGCCGAGGAGGACGUCGACUUUCCUAUAGAUACGCUGUCGAAACGUGACGUGGGCUGGUUUGCUGACGAUGAGGAUGCCGAUGAGUUCGCCAUGAACGAAGAUGCCGAUGAUGAUAUUGAUGAUUCGCAUAUCACAUCUGUUGCACACAGUCAGUUGGAGGUGCACCGUGAAGUCAGAGAGUAUACUCGAGUGGUCGCUUGGGACAUGCCAUUAUUGACGAAUUUCGUCAAAGAGUUCAAACCUCCCACAGAAAGUCAACCUCUACGGUUCCGAUACACAACCUACAUGGGAGAAUCGCAUCCCGCAGCCAAGAAAGUCGUGGUGCAGUUUUGCACCAAAGAUCUGGCCGGCCUGACAGAGGAGCAACGGCUGAAACUGAUCAAACUUGUCGGACCGCGUUACGACCCGGACAAUGACAUUGUGAAGAUGUCCAGCGAAAAGUUUGAAGCACCGGCGCAGAACAAACGAUAUCUGGGAGAUCUCGUCAACAAACUCAUUGAUGAGGCGAAGAAUGGCGAAGACAACUUCAAAGAUAUCCCGCUCGAUCUGAGACACCACAAGAGUAAAAAGCACAUCAAGUUUCCCGACGAGUGGAGGAUCAAGCCUGGACGAAUCCAAGAGCUGUUACUGGCGAGACAGGAACAGAAACUCCUAGUGGAUGCAACCCCGGUCAAUCCUCUGGAUGGGAAGGGUUUGGUGCACAGUUAUGUAGAAUCACUCACGGCGAAGAAGACUCCUGCCAAAGGUCGCAUGUUGUAA